AGCAACAUUUACAUUUACAUAGAAAGCAAACCAAGAGAGAGAAAAUGGCUGCUAACAAUGGCGAAUUCAGCAACUGCUUAACCCACUUUGUAGACAAUGGAAGCGUCGAAAGUCACAGGUAUUAUCUGGCAAGUAAAACCCUCUUCGAACUUCUCAAUGACAGGGGUUAUGCUGUUCCUACCUCCGAGUUGACUCGCUCUCUCCCCGAGUUUCGUGCUGAGUUUGGCCAGAAACCUGACCCUCUUUCCCUUCGCAUUUGUGUUCCUCUCCGAGUUGACUCGUCUUCUAAGAUUUUGGUCAUCUUUUGUGGAACCGAGGAAAUUAAAAAAGGCAACAUCCUUACAGUUUUCAGCCAAAUCAUUGACAAAGAGAGCUUGCACCGGAUUAUAUUAGUCCUGCAAAGCAAAAUGAAUCACCAUGCUCGAAAAGUUGUGGAUGAAUACCCAGUCAAAACAGAGAUUUUUCAGAUCAGUGACUUGUUGGUCAACAUCACAAAACAUGUCUUAACACCAAAACAUGAAAAGCUGACUACUCAGGAGAAGGAACGUCUGCUACAGAAGUACCAGGUGAAGGAACACCAGAUGCCGCGAAUGCAGGAGAAUGGUGCGUUUGCACGAUACCAUGGACUUGAGAAGGGGCAAGUCAUGAAAGUUAGCUACACUGCUGGGCUACCAAGUUCCCUGGUUACUUAUCGGUGUGUUCUGUGAUGACUGGAGCUACAAACUCGAUCAAAAUUCACUCAAACAGUUUCAAUCAGACUUCUUUGUAAUAUUAUGACAUGAAAACACUCAUCUAAUGCCACAAAUUUUUGAUUAUUUUGCUGCGAGAUGCAAGCAUGAAACAUGUAAAUUUGGUGCUGGUGAUAUGAAGUACAUAAACAACGCAGUAUUUGAUGCA
Messenger RNA from Chenopodium quinoa (quinoa), 897 nucleotides. RefSeq names its product DNA-directed RNA polymerase V subunit 5C-like. The transcript has 4 exons. Gene Ontology annotation, biological process: DNA-templated transcription. The record is from RefSeq and is a predicted model, not a curated record. Lineage: Eukaryota; Viridiplantae; Streptophyta; Magnoliopsida; Caryophyllales; Amaranthaceae. The coding region runs from base 45 to 707 and encodes 220 amino acids. Gene Ontology annotation, molecular function: DNA-directed RNA polymerase activity; DNA binding.